Molecule: messenger RNA, 1016 nt
Organism: Mercenaria mercenaria
Lineage: Eukaryota; Metazoa; Mollusca; Bivalvia; Venerida; Veneridae
Exons: 3
Coding region: 1-798 (265 amino acids)
Source: RefSeq, a predicted model, not a curated record
AUGAAGGUCCAGGAUAUCACAGAUACAGGUAAAGGUAAAGGUCUGUCAAAAUCCUGCCUUUGCAACAGUUUUCCUUUGGAGGAUAUAACUAGCGAUGGUUUUGACAGAAGUUCUGACACUGAUUUUUGGGAGUACUUCACUUCAACAGUUGGAUAUUCAGAUUCAAGCAAACGCGCGAGUACAUUUGUAUAUAUUUGGGAUAAAGCAAGAGAUACAAAGUUUCAUAAUACCAAAGAAUGGGACCUGCCAACUUAUUUAAUGAAUUUAGAUACCUAUACAAACGGACCACAAAUGGAAGAUGACUAUAAAGUUAUGGAAUCGAUAAUUUCGGAUUUAACAGAAUCACCAAACUCUACAUCCGACUAUGCGAUGGAAGAAACCUGCACCAUAUAUAUGUACGGUUAUUUAUGUCAUACAAACUCUACUUGUAAUGAUAGGUAUGACGUCAUGUUCUGCGAAUGUGACAUGGGACUGACAGGUUACCAGUGCUCAGAAGAACAUCCCUGCACCCAUGCCGUCUGGACUGAAUGUCCCAAAGAGAACCGAUUAAGGCGGUGUUUUAGAAAUUGUGAUGAGGAACUGUGUUCAAUGGAAUAUUGCUCUAGUUGUAUGCAAGGUUGGACAGGAAAACUAUGUGACAUUCAAGAGACAUUUUCUACAGGAAGCAGUGUUUUGGCAAGAUAUAUAGACUAUACUGAAACUCUUUUGUUAAUCAAUAUCAUUAUUUACUGUGUCUAUUUUAUGUUAUACAUGUUUUCGCAAAGCUUAAGUUGUCAUGCUCUAAGAUCAAAAUUUUAGAAAAAAACAUAUAGGAGUUUACUUUUUUUGAUAAUCUAUAAGAUUCGACAUUCUCACAAAGGCUAACAUCGUCCUGUUUUGGCAUUAAAUGUUACACUAUAUCAUUGAAAACAGCUACAUACUAUACUGCACUCUCUACAAUGAUUGUUACAAUUUUCUUUGGAUCUCAUUCAAUGCUUUGAUGUUAUCUUCUUUACUAAUAAAUGCAGUUUCUUUCA